UGCUUUGGCAAUGACAUCAUUUUGAUCACCUCACAUACCGGGUGAGGUAUCGCCUCCCCCCACUCCCUGCCUCUCUUCCCUCUUUCCGCUUACACCACAGACCCGCACACCUGCGCUGGUCCCGCGCAUCACCGCGCUCCUCUCGUCACUGCGCAUUUUCGCUCUGAUAGGACCGGACCUCCCCUCCCAUCCUCCUCUCUCCCAUCUUCCCUCUUCCCGUCGGUCGUGUUUACUACGCCGUGGAGUGGACGCCAGUGUGCGCAGAGCACAGCUUCAGAGGGGAAUGGAAAGGUGGGAGGAGGCGUAGCGGGGAGGAAAACAAACGAAUCCAGGUGGAGGAGAAAGGAGCGCGGAUGGCAACCCUCAAUUGAUCCACCCAUCUAACGUGUUUUUAGGCUUCAGAUCACAAUCUGACGUGGGAUAUAUAAGCGGUACUAACAGCGAUGGAGUCCAGCAGGCGGCACUGAGGGCUCCUGCUGUUUCAAGCAGUCUGAUGACCACUGUCCCCCAUGGCGCUCAUCCAUGAACCUCGUGCUCCCUCCCCCUCCCUCUCUGGUUUUAACACACCCCUCUCGGACCCUCCAUCCUUCCGUCGCCUCGAUGCCGACACGCCGUGCACCCCGGAGAUGGACCUGACGCCGACUCAGUGUGUGCUCCGGAACGUCAUCUCCAUAGACACCGGGGAGGCUGUGGAACCUGGGGGCGGGGGAGGAGAAGGCCAAAUAGCCGGACACAACCAGACACCGAGCGAGGAACAACAGGAGCACUUCAACAACAGCGUGCUGAAGCUCCACGAGCAUGAUGGGAGCUCUGGAAGGACAGAAGAAAAGGGGCCGGAGUUGGACAGCUCUGUGGUCAGAAGCCAGGCGAAUGACGCCAGGUUACAGACCCAGUCCACGGGAGGCGGAGGAGGAUUUCUGGAGGGGUUGUUUGGUUGCUUGCGGCCUGUCUGGACCAUGAUUGGCAAAGCUUACUCCACAGAACACAAACACGACCUUGAUGAGGGGUGGGAGGUCCCAUUCGAGGAGAUAUCGGACCUGCAGUGGGUGGGCAGUGGAGCCCAAGGGGCCGUCUUUCUUGGCAAAUUGCACGGACAGGAAGUGGCCGUGAAAAAAGUGCGGAACAUAAAGGAGACGGACAUCAAGCACCUACGGAAGCUCAAACACCCCAACAUCAUCACUUUCAAAGGUAUCUGUACUCAGGCUCCCUGUUACUGCAUCAUCAUGGAGUACUGUGCUCAGGGUCAGCUGUAUGAGGUGCUGAGAGCAGGAAGGAAGAUCACCCCGUCCCUGCUCAUGGACUGGGCGAUGGGCAUCGCUGGGGGCAUGAACUACCUUCAUCUCCACAAGAUCAUCCACAGAGACCUCAAAUCACCCAACAUGUUGAUCACCUAUGAUGAUGCAGUGAAGAUCUCCGAUUUUGGCACGUCUAAGGAGCUCAGCGACAAGAGCACCAAGAUGUCUUUUGCCGGCACCGUUGCCUGGAUGGCUCCUGAGGUUAUCCGGAACGAGCCGGUGUCAGAGAAGGUGGAUAUCUGGUCAUUUGGCGUUGUGCUGUGGGAGAUGUUGACAGGCGAGGUCCCUUACAAGGACGUGGACUCCUCUGCUAUCAUAUGGGGAGUCGGCAACAACAGUCUCCAGCUUCCCGUUCCUGAUAGCUGUCCAGACAGCUUCAAACUGCUGCUGAGGCAGUGCUGGAACUGCAAACCAAGAAAUAGGCCCUCGUUCAGACAGAUCCUCCUCCAUCUGGAUAUCGCAUCAGCAGACAUACUGUCCACCCCACAGGAAAGCUACUUUCAGUCUCAGGUGGAAUGGAGAGACGAGGUGAGACACCACUUUGAGAAGAUCAAGUCUGAGGGGACGUGCCUCCACAGGCUGGAUGAGGAGCUCAUCAAACGGCGUAGAGAGGAGCUCAGACAUGCUCUAGACAUCCGAGAGCACUACGAACGCAAAUUGGAAAGAGCCAACAACCUCUACAUGGAGCUCAAUGCUAUCAUGCUACAGCUGGAGAUCAAAGAGAAAGAGCUGCUUAAGAGGGAGCAGUCUCUGGACAAAAAAUACCCCGGCUGCUUCAAGCAUCACAGUUCCAGACAGUCGGCCUCCUCCAACUCAAUGGAGAAGCUCAUGAAGAAACGCAGCAUACCCCAGAAGCUUCCUUCACACAGCAAGAGGCCAGAUCUACUAAAGCCAGAGGUCAUCCUCCCCAAACUGGACUCUUCCAUGACUCAGGUCACCAUUCCCAACAAAGGCUCCACAUCACCUGGCCGCUCACGCCGAGGAAAACCCCGCUACAGGAAAGCCGGCAGAGGCAGCAGCGGGGAUUUAGCUCAACUUAAAGCCACUCUGUCUUCGUCUUUAGCAAUGAUCAACGCUGCCUCCUCUAUGUCCAGCAGCAAACAACGUUUAGACCCCAGCGCUGCCAUUAGAGGCCUGCAGCACGACCUGCUCCUCAAGAAGAUGUCUUCCUCCAGCCCCGAUCUCAUCUCCACCACUUUGGAGGCCGAGGGCCGGAGGAAAGGUCAGGUGAGGCCAGGGCUGGACAGAGCAGGCAGCCAGAGCGCUUCGGCUGGGCUGGAAGAGAGCAGGGUCCCCGAAGAACCAGCCGACAGGCCCAGUGUCGGUGGGGGGAAUGAUGACUUGGUGGAAACGCCUCUACGCAGCGACACGCCCAGUGAAGACGCAGCAUCUAUUCCAUUCUCCAGCAGUCCGGACUCUCCCUGUGGCAGAGGAGCCACCGCUGGGAGGACGUCUGUUCUCGGGAGCACUCGCGUGUCCUACGAUGGAGAGGAGAAGGAGGAAGGGACGGUGAUCACCCGUUCCCCCAGAAGUCAGCGGCUGACUCCCGCAGCACUGCUCUACAGGGCAGCCGUUACCCGCAGCCAGAGACGUGGAGUGUCAUCGGAGGAAGAGGAGGGAGAAGCGGACAGUGAAGUGGAGGCGCCACGGAGACGGCGACCUGUGGGCAUCCCCAAAUGUCAGUCCCUGUCAACCUUUAGCUCAGAGAACUUGUCCGUGUCCGACGGAGAGGAGGGCAACACCACCGACCACUCCCACAGCGGCACGCCUGACGUGGUGAGCACCAACACGGACGAGCGUCUGGAUGACAAAAGUGACGACCUGCUGUCUCAGGGCUCAGAGAUUCCUGCCGACCCGUCUGACCCGGCCCAGCUGGCCUCUGAUGGGUUAUCCGAAAAGGAAGCUGCUCUACAACGGGUGAAGACACAGCUGGCUUCGGACGAACAGAAUCAUGAGCAGUGCCUGUAUGACGACUCGGACUGCGACAGCACAGAGCUGGACCACUCAUGUGGCGCAGAGCCCAGCCAACCUCCAACCAACUGGUGAAAUCAAGCAGCUGAACGCCACUGACAUUUGUAAAGUGACAAAAUCAGAAGUUUUAAUCCGUUACAGUGAGAAAAGGAGAUGUUUUUAAAAACUAUAGAAAGGAAGAAUGCAGUUUCCUUCAAUUCAACUUACCUGAAUCACUUGCAGAGCCAAUAGAGCAACCUGGGACUUCUCCAUAGCAACAGACCCUGCUUUUUUUACGCCUUCAGAGAAAACUUCAAAGACUAUUACCUGUUUAACGUCUCUUGUACUCUUACUUUUGCUUAAUUUUGUAUUUUUAGUGUCCAUGCUGUCAUCUUAUUUAUAUUAAGUCUAUGAAAAUGUAAUUUUUUUUGGAGGGGGGAGCUGUUUUUCAUAUUUUACUUUUUAAAUUUUUUUUAAAUAUUCUUGUUUUUUCAGUCUUAACCUCUGUUCUAAAAUAUAUGCACUAUUCUAUUCAUUUAGAACAAAUUUCAUGGAUAAUGUUUACAUACAUUUUCAAAUUGUUUGCUAUUAUUUAAACCUUUUUUGUUUUUAUAUUUCUGUGUUUUAAUUUUGUAAAAAUGUCAAACUAACAACUGUUUUUCAAUGAGAUUGUGUCAUUGAAGGUGCUGACAGUUUCCUCUAGGUGGCACUGUUCUAUAUAAACCUCUUUGAAGCUUAUGGUAGUGGAAUGUAACUUUAGCUGCUUUUUAUGUUCAAGCCUCAAAAAGAAAAAAAAACUUUUUAAAGAACAAAAGAGGAAGAUGUAAAGAAAGAAAGCAAUAUGUCUUUGCUCAUUCCACUGCUGGGUUUUGGGUUUGCAGACGGGCUUCCCUCCCGCAUUCAUCUUCUGUUGUUUUUUUAAAACCUUGAUGUCUUUAUUUUGUUAAUUUAUUAAUCUAUAUAUUACCUUAAGUUACCGGAAAGUUCUAAAUCACUUGGUGCAAAUACUUUUAAUAUUUGAAUUACUAUGAGAACAAGAAAAAAAGGCUAGUUGAAUGACUGAAGGCACAACAUCUAAUAAAUUAUAAAAAGCAACAUUUCACAGGCAUUGGUGAAUUUCUGUGAAGUUUUUUUUUAUCCUAAGCAUAACAAUUAUGGCAUUUUAUGGAUUUUUUUCCUGCAAUGAUUUGACAACUUUUGUAAAUUAAGUGAACACUUAAUAUCAUGGAACCUAUUUUCUGCUAAUUUAAAAAAAAAAAAAUACUUUGUCCUCAUCACAAGAGAUCACUUUUUAAUAUAAUUUCUUUAUGGAUUUCCAUCCUGGAGGACUGAUAAACUUUGGUGCUGAUGUCUUUGAGGCCCUAAAAUCUUUCUGAGUUGUGUCUUUAAGUUUUGUGUCCCACAAUAGUGUUGCCAAAAAGCAGAACUACUGCCCUCUAGUGUUUUCAGCACAGAGGUACACAUUUUAUUUAUUGUGCCGUUUAAAUUUAAAUGUUGACUUUUUUUUUACUGCAUCUCAACUGUACAAUAAAUAUAUUUAAGAAAUGAUUUAAAUUAAAAGACUAAUUGCAAAAAUCCCAA
Messenger RNA from Oryzias latipes (Japanese medaka), 4826 nucleotides. Its product is annotated as mitogen-activated protein kinase kinase kinase 12. Gene Ontology annotation, cellular component: cytoplasm. The record is from RefSeq and is a predicted model, not a curated record. NCBI's taxonomy places the organism in Eukaryota, Metazoa, Chordata, Actinopteri, Beloniformes, Adrianichthyidae. Gene Ontology annotation, biological process: protein autophosphorylation; JNK cascade. Gene Ontology annotation, molecular function: ATP binding; MAP kinase kinase kinase activity.